Messenger RNA from Amblyraja radiata (thorny skate), 1901 nucleotides. RefSeq names its product transmembrane protein 158 (gene tmem158). Lineage: Eukaryota; Metazoa; Chordata; Chondrichthyes; Rajiformes; Rajidae. The record is from RefSeq and is a predicted model, not a curated record. Bases 383 to 1039 code for a protein of 218 amino acids. The transcript has a single exon.
GUUGCUGUCGGUCUCAUGUGGCCACACCACGCCAGUACUGGCUGUGUUUACAACGGUGAGGUGUAUGUUCUCAAAUGCAAAAAUAUGAUUUCUUUAUGCGAGAACGGGUGUUUGGCGAGGAAACCGCUCGCUCCCCAGCUGCGUGGCAAUUCUAAGAAUUGAAAAAUAAAAUUGCAAGAUUUGAAACAAAAUAAUGUUCCUCCGGUGAGGCAGCUUUAAGCGGAGCUCGCAUUACACGACUGUGUUGCAGGAUUGUAUAAAAACAGGAGGGAGUGUUGUGUAGCGGUUGCAGCCGCGGGAUCUCAUGUGUUGCACAGGGAGAGAGGAGAGCGGCUCUUUCUCAGCACCUCCUUGAUACCAUGCAGUGUACAGGGAGAGGGUGAUGUGGACCAUCCAACUCCUGGCUGUGGCUCUGGUCGCUACCGCCAGCCUCCCGUCUUGCAAGGGCUGGAGUGGAGAGGACUUCUUCCUGCAUCCCAACGGCACUUCUCUCAACUUCUCCUUGGCUGCCUUGGAGUUGGGCUCUGCCCCGGGCGCUGUCAAGGCUAACGGUGCUAUCGGCCAGGGCAACCAGUGCAACAUCACCGUCCUGAGGCUGGUGUCCACCUCGCUGCUGGCCCGCUGGGAUCGAUCACUGGGCUUCCACUGCGACGUGCUUCUCUUCACCACCAACACCAAUGCCAGGUCCUUCUUCUCGGCGGCUUUCAACAGGGUCUUCCCCCCUCUGAUCAUCGACCAUGUGGGGGUCGGAGGAGCGGGGCAGCAGGAGUUCAAACUCUGCGUAGGUUGCGGGCAGAGGCCGCGCAAGAGGAGGACAGCCCUUCAAGGGCAGCAGGUCAACUUUUGUUGCCUGGACUUUAGCCUGGGGGAGUUGAGCUGGGACAAGGGCUGGAGGCUCAACCGCAAGCCCAUCGAAUCCACCCUGGUGGCUUGUUUCAUGACCAUGGUGAUCGUCAUCUGGAGCGUGGCUGCACUGAUCUGGCCGGUCCCCAUCAUCGCAGGCUUCCUACCCAACGGCAUGGAGCAGAGGCGAGGCUGAAGUUUGCCGUCUUGCCCGCUCAACUAUGCACGGACGGACGACCUGGAACCUACCGACCUCUCCCACCCACCCACCCACCGUCCCAUCCAAGGAAAGUGAGCAACAGGCAUCUCUCUUUGUCUGCAACUACACGUCUGUGGCAGCGCACACACAUCUUGGUGGCACCGAUGACAACCAGAUUAAAUCCACAGAAAGAAUGAAGCUUUUGUUUAUACAAACUGUGGCACAAUUGUCUUUUGUACUCGCACUUAGAUCUUCUGCAAGUUUGACGAGGGUUUGGAAGGGUCGGAGCAGCCUUUCUAACGGUUAAACAUGUAUACUUUUAUUUUCUGGAGAAUACAGGUAAUAAAUGUAAGCUUUAAGUAAUGUGGCAUUCCAUCGAUUUGCUGCAUCUCGUCCUAUCGAGAUUUGGGUAAGAGCAUGAUAAUUUUCAUUAGCAAAUUUGUUAGGCUCCGGGCGAUGCUUGUCGGAGAAUCUGCUUUUUAUUUUGCAAUUCAUUUUCUGGUCAAGCAACUCCAUAUCAAGGCAAUGCCCACCACUGCCUGGUUACUGAUCAUUCAAGCAACACAUAACACGUAACUAUCAUAUGGCACUGUAUGGCAUCAGCAGUUUGCAAAAUUAGCUCUGGUCAUGCACCAAUUAAUUUUUUUAUUUUUUUUUUGUACUGGUACACGCAUCAAUUCACCUCCAUUGGAGUAGACGAAGGAGCAUGUUGGGCUUGUUCAUAACAGCCUUUCCAUCUCAUCACUAAAAAAUGGUUUUUGAAAUUUGUAUUUGGAAAGAAUUUGACCAGAGCUUUUGAAGUUGUAUGAAUUACAUUUAAAUGUGUUGAUUUUUUAUUGGAUAAAAGUAUUUGAAAACA